GUCGAUUUGCAGAAAGUACACAAAUGUCACGUCCAUCCAUCCAUCCAUCGGUGUCUGUCUGGCACACCGCCGACCAUGGCAUCCAUCCGGCUGUCUGCCACACACACGUCCUACACCUUACAAAGUACUCCACACACACUACACACACAGUGGCUGAGGUAUCCGUCUCUUGCUCACAUUCGUCCUUCCAUCCAUCCAUCCAUCCAUCCCAUAGAUAAAGAAACGUCACGAUCCGUGGGGAUCAAUGCGAUAGACACACUCUCUCGGGUAACAAGGCAGCUCGGUGGGUCGGUGGCUGGGUGUCGCUGUACAACUAUCAAGGCAGGUGGUGUGGACAAGUAAGUCGUGUCAAGAAGAACGAGAAAGCCAAACCAUCCCUCUCUCAUAUCGAUCUAUUCAUCCCCCCGCCAUUCCAUCUUCAGUCGUCAUAGCUCCAGCCGGCCAUUCCCUGCUGCUGCUCCACCACCCGGCUGAUCUUGCUAUACAGCAGUCGCAUCAGACUCGCAGACGUGCACGGGAUCUGAUACGCCGUACCACUCUUGACCCUGCACACAACACACACACACACACACUCACACCUUUGCUCAUGUGUGUGUGUGUGUGUGUUGCUGAGAGUGUCUGACCUGAUGAUGACACCGUGCGACGAGACCCUGACGUCAGCGAUGUCGGAGAUCUUGACCUGCCACCGCCGCCGUGCGGUGGGCCCCCUGUCGGUGCUGUAGCUGGUGCCACUGGCAUAUGUGUGGUCGGCAUCGCCCCCGCCCAGGUCGGUGUAGGCCAGGUACUUGGGGUAGAAGAGCAGUGCCAGGUGCUCCAUCUGGGCCCCCUUGGUCGUGCCCCAGAAGUCGGUGCUCCCGCCCGUAGGCACCACCGUCGCUGAGCUCGUCUGCGCCCUGCCAGCCAUCAGCACAUGCAUUGCAAUGCAGAGAAAGACAUACCCACACGCGCAGAGAGUGCGUGCGUACUUUCUGACGGUAAUGCAGUCGAGAAUGUUCUUGGCGAGUCCCAGGCCGAGGGUCUCCCGAAGCUCAGCUUCCUCCGAGCUGUACUCCCUGAUAUCAAUCAUCACAUCCAUUCAUUACAUGUGCGUGUCUGUCUGUGUUGCCAUUCCCCCCACCCACCUGAUGGCGCCUAGCUCUCCCCAGAGCAUCCUGGGUUUCCUCCUUCGCUCGCUGCGCGCCUUCUGGCCGCCCAUGAGUGGCUUCUGCAGGUCUGCACUCACCCCCUCGGCCAGGCUGCUGAAGGCCUGACCGACCUUGUCCAGCGGCUUGACCAGCGUGCCCAUGACGCCCUUGCCGAUGCCCUUGACGAAGCCCUUGAGGCCCUCCCGCUGGGCGCCCUCGAUCGGCUUGGUCACGAUGUUGGUCACCGACAGGAUGCCCUCGCCCACGUUGCGGCCGAAGUUGACGAACCCCUCGCCCACAUUCUGCGCACGGCGGGAGCGCAGCUCCUUCUGUCUUUUGUUGAUGUACUCCCUGUCGAAGGUGAGCUGCCCGACGAGGUUGGACGUCUCGCCCAGGAGGUCCUUUGCGGCGGUGAAUGCAAAGCCGAUGGUGGUCUUGCCGAGCUCGAGGGGAAUCUUGGGCACGUUGAGCAGCGACGAGUGGCCCAGGAUGGGCAGCAGACAGCCCAGCACCUUCUGGUUGUACUUGUCCGCGAAGGUCGUCAUGAACGUGUUGACGCUGCCACGAACGUUGGCGAGAUUCUCCUCCUCAAGACAUAUGGGCGCACCCUGAUAGACCACACACAUGGAAAGCGGGUUCUCAACCAUCGCUCUUUCUCCAGGCACGGACCUUGAGCUCGAGUGUGCCGCUGAAAGAGAUCAUCUGUAUGGCGAGCUUGAUGACGUCGGGCAGGAAGUCGACGCGGCGCAGUGCGAGGGAGACCCAUGUGAAGAGGGUGAACUUGGGGACGUACAGCUGCUCGAGUGUGAGGACGCCCGGCAGGGGCGGGGGCGUGUAGCCGUCGUGGAUGGGCUUGCUGUUCCACGAGAGGAUCUCGCUCUUGGUGAAACCUGUCGAUGAGGUGCCACCGAUGGACUCCAGGCACUCAGUGACGAAACCCUAGGGGGACACACAGAGACACACACGACGCCAUCCAUCACCUCCCAUUCUGCUGCUCUUCCCUGUCAUAUAUACCGAAAGUCCGUUGAGCAUCCAGUCAUCGAACUCCACCUCAAGGUUGUCCACAAACAGGUGCGCCGCCUGGAUCACCAAGUCGCUCUGGCUCGACGCGAACCCCCUGUCGAUGAACAGCGACAGAAACGGGCAGUACCCGUCGGUACCCACCACCUCCGUCACACCCUCUGCCACGGCAGCUGACGCGCUCGACGCGCCUGAUGCCUCGGCGCCGCGAAGGCCGCGGUUGGCGAGGAGGACGGGCUUCUCGGAUGCCUCGAGCUGGCUGUCGAUCUGAAUGUCGCUGAUCUCGAAGUUGAUGCGCUGGUUCUCGCCCUUUUGGCACAUCACAAACGUGACCUGCUGCAUCUCGGCGAAGAGCAGCUCCUCGCGGAGGGCGUCAGACACACACGAGAGACCGAUCUGACGGCCAAGACACACACACAUUCACCAAACAGGCUGAUUGAUGCUGCCCCCACUUUCUCCCCCUCCCUGUCUCUGUCUCUUUGUGCGUAGACAGUCUGUGUGGGUGUACCUGUCCAAGAGUGAUCUCGUACUGCAGGCUGACGUCCUUGAUGUCGGGCUUUGCGGGUGCGUCCCUCCCCGCAGCAGUCGUGCCCGUCGGCUGGUCGGCCACAGCCAAGGCGUCCACGGUCUGUGUGUGGUCCUCUCUGUGUCCAUGCUGCUGCUGCUGCUGCUGGGGGUGGUGGGGGUGGUGGGGCUGGUGGUGGGGCUGCUGCGUAUGGGCGAUCUCCCUGUCCUCGCCGCUCUUGCUCCUGGCCCCUCGUGUGAAGGCGUUGAUGGAUGCCAGCAUGAGGUUCUUCUCGCGGAUGAUGUCCUGAAGGCGUCGGCGCUGCUUGGGCCUGACCUCGAUGAUGGUGAGGUCGCCCCGCUUGUCGGUGGAGAUCCACACGCGCUCGUGGAUGCCCAUCGACUGCAGAUCUGAUAUCUCAUACCUGUCAAUUAAUCGAUGGUGGACACAAACACGAUGAGUGAGUGAAAGCAGUGAUGGUUUUCGCUGUGCUGCCGGUGAGAUUCUCACCUCUUUGGUUGGAAGCCGACUGAUUUGAGGUUGAGGACCAGGGGCAUCUUGGGGGCGACCGUCUGGCUGUCAAUCACCAGCACCAAACUCACCUAAACACACACACACACACACACAGAGAGAGAGAGAGAGAGAGCAGAGAGGCAGGUGAUAUGCACCACCCCCCCACACACCACACCUGGCUGGCUGCCGGUCUCUCUGUCGUUUUGUUCCCCACAACAGACCUGUCUAGAGGUGUGUGUGAAGGGGUGCGUCCACCCAACCACCGCCCUGUCCUUGACUUGGAAGAAUAUCUCCAGCUCCGGGGGCAGGUGUGUGGCCUUGGAAGUCCCGUGGCCCCGGGCCUGCUGCAUCUCGGGGUGGAACGGCAUCACCACCACGCCCUCCAGGAAGGGACACCGGUUCACCACCACAAAGGCGUGGGGCGACGCCUCCGCCGGCCGCACCGUCACGGUCUUGACGCCACGGUCGGGACUCACCUGCACACAACACAUACAGAUCGCCAUUUGUUCUGCGUCGGUGGGCGGGGGCGUGCCUGACCUCGAUGGCCAGGACGGAGGGAGUUCCCUGUUCGCUGUUGAGUACGGCGAGUGAGGUGCAUCCGGUGGUCUCCUCUGAGGCCACAAUGGGCCCCGACCACAGGCAGCCGUCGGGCUUCUCGGGGCGGAUCUGGAAGGCCAAAGGCUGCUUCUCGUCAGACCAGUAGAUGGGCCGCGUCUCACCGGCCGGCACUGACCAACAAGACGACACACACGCCCAUUCUCGCCUCGCCCAUGUGUGUGUGUUUGUGUGUGCCUGACCGCACCCUCUCACCUGCAAUGGUGACGUCGUGUCUGGGGGCGUGUGUGUGGACCUGCCUGACGAGCAGCUGUCCGUCGAGCUCGUUGGAGAGCAGCAUGAGCGGGACGAGUGUGACGAUGCGGCUCAUGGCGCCGGCCGUCUCGUUGAGGGCCACCUUGUCGGCGUGCAGGCAGAACGUGAACGCCUGACCCGCGCCGGAAACGGCCGUCUCGCUGAAGCCCCCCAAAGUGGGGAUCUCGGCCACGCACCUGAUUGACGCAGUCGGCACAAACAGGCAUAUGCUGUGUGUCGCUGUCUUGUGUGUGCGGCGUCUGGCUGACCUGGGUGGUUCCUUCGUGCCGUGUCCUGCCCGUAUCCAAUAGCGCUCGGGCAGCAGCAGCUCCACUUGAGGUUUCUGAUCCAUCAACGUGAUGAACAUCCGUCCAUACAUGCACCAGACACACUCGUGGUGGUGGUGCAUUGAGAUUCACCCACCUCUGACGGCCCCAACAGGAAUAUGUUGUUGAAGUCGGGCAGCCGACGACCGCCGAGUGUGGGCUGGAUGCCCAAGCCGGUGCGGUCCACAAACCACCUACACACACACACACACACACACAGGGGGUGGAAGGUCGGGCUUGCUCAUGGGUGCAGAGGGCUGGCCGGCCUCACCCCACCUGGGUGCAGAAAUGACGACAGAGUGUUGCCUGGGGUCGAUGAGAGCGAGGCUGGCCCCGCCCGAGAGCGCCUUGGGCCCCCUGUACACCUGCAGCUCCACCGGCGCCUGCAGCUUGGACGGCAUCAGCACCUCCUGCACCGGAUCCUGCUCACACAACACACACAACACAUGACCUCCCCUCCGCCCCUCCCCCCCUCCCUCCCCCUCUCUCUCUCUCUCUCUCUCCACACCUUUGGCACGUCGGUGAUGUCUUCAAUGGGUUUUGACCACUCGGCGUCGUCCAGUGCCGAGAACCGCAAAGCCAUGUUGAUGGGUGCUUGAGGUGCGGGUGAGACCUCGUAGACGAAAAAGGACGAGUGCGGCACCAAGGUGGCGUUGAAGUUGAUGGGCCGCUGCUGGGCGGGGGCCGCUGCGCUGGUGGUGGUGGUGGUGUUGGUGCGGAUCGGCUGCUGCCGGAGGUUGACAUCCAGCGUGGUGGGGGUGCCGUUGACACUGACACAUGGAGAGGGAGGGAGAGAGAGAGAGAGAGUUCAAUGGUGGGUGUUGUGCUGUGUUUUGUGUGUGGGAGGCGGCUUACAGUGUGAGAGCGGGGUAGAUGUGCACGGUGAUGAGCUUGAUCUCCGCCGGCAGGGGAGACGCCUUCCUGCACUCAUCCACACCAACAGCAACACCAACACACACACACAGAGACACAGAGACACUUCAUGAGCUCCUGGCCUUUCCCUCCCCCACCCCUAACUCACGAUUCGACAUUGAUGUGGUAGCUGAGAUACAUUGUCCUCUUCUCGUACUGAAUGACCGACGUCUUGAUGCUGCUCCUCCCAGCAUGCCGCUCAGUGUCGAUCAGCUCCGAGAAGGCCGCCCCGCCCGUCAGCUCAGUGCCCGGGCGGAGAGGGCGGCCUUGCAAAGCCGCCGGACGGAAACACAUCAUGGCCCUGCGCACACACACACACGCACAGACACACACGAGAGAUGCAGCAACGAUCAGCGUGCGGUGUGUUGUACGCUCACCUUGCAGCAGAGAGGCAGCACUCCUCAGGCACGGUGAGGAAGUGCCCGUGCGGCACCACCACGCGCGUCGUGACGGCGGCCUUCCCACCCGAUGAGGAGGGGGGCGGGGGCGGCGGUUGUGCGCUCUCGGGCAUCUUGAGCAGCCAGUGGGGCGACGCAUUCACCUCUCUGUACUCGCCCGCCUCGUUCACCGUCGGACUCAGCAGAGUCAGCGGCGCCACCCUCUCCCUCAGUGCCGGGAAAGGCACCACCCUCAGCUGCGGGUCGAGAAAAGCGAAUUCCAGGGGCAUGCCCGACCUGUUGUAGACUUUGAUAGGGGUGGUGAUCAUCAUCAGCUUGAAGGAUGGGUGGGGCGAGAGCACCUCACACAGCGGAGGGGGCGGCCGGGGGGCCUGGGGCUCGCCCGACAAGCCGGCCGUGUGUGUGUGCGUGUGGGUGUGAGAGGCGGGGGGGCUGACGAGUGAGGGCGGGAUGCACACGCAGCUGUUGCGGGAGAGGGGCACCGGCACCAGCCCGGCUUUGCCCUUGAGCUUCUGUGGGAUGACUGAGUCCCAUGGCAGCCCCAGGGGCAGGUCGUCGCGGACCGUGCCGGAGAGGAGGUUGUCUUGGGUCUGAACGGGGUCUCGCGUGAGGAGGAGGUCGCGGUGAAUGAGCUCCCGCCGCACUCGGGGGAAGGUGCUCUGGAGCUUGGACACCUCCUCCUCUGGAACGGCCUCGGAUAUGUACAAGUACCUGAGUGGGACACACACACACACACACAGAUUUCCAUGACUCCACCUACGGAUGUGCGUGUGUCUGUGUGUGUGGCUGGGUAUCUUACUUGCCGCGGUCUGCUGUGUGUCUGAGUGCCUCGGCAGAGGUGCCCCCCGCCACGAGAGUGUCCAGCGGGGCCUCCACCACACACGGGGGCAAGCUCAGGCUCAUCCCAAACCCUAUCCUGUCUCGGUUCUCGGGCUUCUCCUCCAUACCCUCACCACCACCACCACUUGACGCCGCCCCGGCCGCUUGCUGUUGUGUGCCGGUGGUGGGACCCUCUGACGGCUCCAGGGCGGGGAAGGCCUUGUAGGACCGUGAGGUCAGAUUGACCCAGCGGAAUGCGGCGCUGCGGGCGUACUUGGCCUCCUCGUCCUCUGUCUCCUCCUCGGCCUUGCUCUCGACGGUGGUGCUGGUGAGGUUCUGCAGCAGAUAGGGCACGAACCAUAUCAUCAGCUGGCACAGCUGCGGCGUGACGUUGAUCCACAGAGGGGCCGGGCUGCCCAGCUUGACCAGUGUCUUGGGGUUGAACCCCUCCCAGGGGUCCUUGGCCUUUUUGGACGCACUGCUGCUGCUGCUGCUCGACGAUCCACUCGCCUUGGUGUCCUGCCCCCCGGCUGCUAUGGGUGGCGGGCACCUGCUCUUCGGCACGGCAGCUGGUCUGGUGCCACGGCCCACUGAGUCGAGAGGCGGCGGCUUGUUCUUGUAGUUCUUGUAGACGAGGUUGAUGCGACUGCGCUCUAGGAAAGGCUCCCACUCGCCCACACGUGGGUUGAGGUACUCGAUCUUGGUGGCCAGGUCGCUGAGCGAGACGGUCAUGGCAGAUGGGUCGAGGACGGUGCGCACCGAACCGAUGGCCACGUUGAGGCGGACAACUGGCACCACUGUCGGCCUGCACUCACACACACACGGAGAAUGCAUGGAAGCAAUGGGUCAAUUUGCGUGUAUGAGUCACCUCAGAUCGUCGAGCAGCGAGCAGUUGGCCCCCUUGACACACACGUCCACCAGCACCAUCAUGCCCUUGGCCGCGGCGGCGGUCCCCUCCCCACCCGCCUCCUCCAGCUUACUUCCAGAAGUAGACCGGCCGCUGACGCCGCUGUCGGCCUGUAUCACCUGGCCCACCUUUGGGCUGCCCUCCAGGGGCGACGAUGCCGCCUCGGUGUCAGGCAUGGGCCCCGCGUCUGCGUAGGCGGCGAGCUUCAUCUGUGUGAGGUCGGGGGCCACCGAGGGGGUGUCGGCCAUGAUGUUGGAGAUGGCCGCCAAGACCAGCGCCAGAUCCCGGCUCGACAGACGGACCAAAAACACUGAGAACGGACACAGAGAGAUGGUGAGUGAUGGCCUGUCUGUCGUGUGUCUGAAUGACCCACAUCACCUGGCACGUCGAAUGCGAGUCGCACCUCCGCCUCAUGGUCCGGGGGGCUGAUGUAGGUGCCCCACCCAAGCAGCUGGAAGUUUUCGCACAGCAGCACCUGACUGCGCGUCUGGAACAGGGUGCUUCCGCGGUCGACGCGCUUGCGGCCGUCCGUUGUGGCAGUGACGGCGUGGCUGGGGCCGACGCGAGGCUUGGGCGGCAUCAGUGUCGGCGAGUGCGGCACCGGCGGCUUCUUCUGCAGCCCCAUUGGUGCGUCCUGCUGGAUCUCAAGACGGCUGAUGCUGCAGUCUGCACACACACAUCCACACAGACAAGUAUGUGGUUCUGCGAGUUGGGGAGGGAGGGGAGGGGAGGGGAGGGGGUGUCUGGCGUACUUGAGAAGGCGAUUCGUUCGAUGGCGACGGUUUGGUCUUUCAUGGAUAUGGUGACGUUGAGGUCGGUGGACCCCUGGAUGAGGGGCGAGCUGGGGUUGGCGAUGUCCGUGUACACCUUGAACUUGCCGUGGCGAACUAUCACCUCCACCGACGUCUGCACACACACAUCCAUCCAUCCAUCCACACACGGGAGGCAGAGAUGGUGACCCACACCCCUUCUCCCCCUCUCCCUGACCUCUUUGCUUGGUGGAGGUAUCUCGAUGUCGAGCACGUCUCGGUCAGGAGGCGUGAUAUCCCCUGCCUGCACUGCCUGAGGGCUCACCGGCGGCAGCGGCCCGCGACCCUCAUCCGUGUCCGUCUCUGCCUCCGUCUCGACAUGCACAAUCGGCUUAGGGUACAUAGCCAUGGUGCACAGCGCCCACGCCGAGUUGGCCCACGCCGCGAUGUCCAGCAUCUCCACCAGCAGCACGUAGAUUGUCGGGUUCUCCAGCACCACCUCCAUCGCCAGCCUCUCCUCCCCCUGGCUCAGGACGAAGCGAAUCCCAGGCGGCCGCACCACGGGGGCGUCGGUGCUGAUGGACAUGGCGUCGAAGUUGGGCGGCUCCAUGAAGGACCCACCGAAGCCGGCACGCGCGCGUCGGGGGAUGUAGGUGGCGGAGCUGCCGCUGACAGAGGGGGAAUCGUCCUGGUCGGACACGUAGGACGUGCUGCGGCCGCCAUCCUGGUCGCCACGUUUGUCGCCGUGAUUGGGGGACGAGGCGCUAGUGCUCACGGGGUCAUCUGUGCGUGGCAGAAGAGCAGAGCAGGGGAGAAAAUCAUACGUGUGGGUGGGUGUUUCCGUGUGUGGUCGGCGUGUUGUGUUGUGUCUUGUGCGUACCGUGGUAGCACUCGGCGAGCUUCUUGUAGACAUUUCGCGUGUCGAUCCGCGUGUCGUCAAUGUCGAAGGAUUGCACAAAGAGACCGAACUGAUACGCCAUGCCUGACACAGGCGACAGAGAGCCAUGAGACCCCUUCCCCCCUCCCUCCCUCCCUCCCCGCCCGCUCACUCUGUGCAGUGAGGGUGACAUCGCACGAGACCAUCAGCUGCGUCAUGUUCACCGCCGCCAGGGGCGUCACGCGGCCGAAGGACGUCUCCAUAUCGAUGGCAGGGAUGCACACCCGCACGCUGACCCUCAGAGGCGGCGGGGCGUCACUCGACCGCCGUCUGCUCUCGGCCAGGAUCUUCUCGGCCUCGCCCGGACUGCCGACGGUACGGGCCUUGUGGAUGUGCUCCUCGUCCUCGCGCGGGAGGGAGUCCUUCCUCUGACCUGGAAUGGGGGCGCCCGUGGUGUGCGAGCGGGAGAUGGUGGGCUCUGGCGGUUGCGGUGGCUCUGCGGCGGGUGUGAGUGCGGGCUGUGGGAGGUACCCCCUGCCUGUGAGGUUUUCGUUGACGAUGUCGAGUAGGAGGGUGAGCUGGGGGCGGCUGAGCUUCAUCCGGAAGCGGGAGAAGUCUAUCGAUAUCGUCAUGGGGUCACCUGAUCAACACACAGACACACAGACACGCACACAGAGAGAGGGAGAGAGUGGUCGGCCUGUGUGUGGGUGAAUGCGUGGGUAGGUGGGGGUGUGGGGUGCAUGGUACUUGUGACGAGCUCUAGUUUAGCGUCGACCUUCUCCAGCAGCUUGCCCGCCGCCUCGCCCUCGUCGCCACCACCAGCACCACCAUCGAUGCUCGCUCUCGCACUAAAGGGCUGCUUCAUGUUCAUCUGGAUGCCGCCCAUCUCCAGGUGCAGGGCGAAAUGCGGGCCGGCCUCUCUCUCGCCCAGGCCGUCCUUGAUGUGCCCCCAAUCAUCUGCCGACCUCUUGACGCGGAUGUUGGGCGUGGCCGAGGGGUACACGUACCCGUUGCGCACCUUGAGGUGGCCCAGGUCGAAGACGGCGUAGGAGCCGACGUCGCUGAGGUCCACAGACCGUUUGAGCACCAUGACCACUCGCCGCUUGGACCGAUUCAUGCGCCUGAUGCCGGGAAUGGGCGAGAGGAGAGAGACACCUCCCUCCGCAGCACCGGGUUGGUCUCGUGCGGCCGCAAUGCGUCUUCUGGUCUCCUGCCGCCUGUCGAGGAAGCUCUUGAGGUCGGGGCCGGCCAUGGGGCUGGAGGUGAGGAGGGCCUUGUCCUCGGGCAGAUGGAGCAGGGGGCACUCGACAUUGAAGGCGAAGAGGAAGUAGGAGUGGGAGGCCACCUCCUUCACCGCCUGCAGACAGACAUUCAACGCAUGAAGACGUGACACAGGCGAGGGAGGGUAUUGGCCGUCCGUGUGUGUCACUGACCUGUGCUGAUUUGGUGAUGACCACGUUGAUGAUGCCGUCACUGAGAUAAGACAGCAGCUCGCUGCAGUCCUUCUGGUAAUACAGCACGGACACCUGACCAAUCGACCACACACACGCACACACACACACGAGCGAGGUGAGGGUCUCAGCAGCACACACAACAAGAGGCUCUCUGCGGGCACCGUACCGUGUGCAGCGUACCUGGAAUAUGUCCCCCUUGAUGCAGGUGGUGUAUGGCCGCUCCACCCCCUCCCUCUUGCCAUAGCACUUGACAUCGAAACGCAUCAGCACCGCCUCCUUCUCGUCACGCCGCGGCGCCACAAUGCACCUCUCAUGGAUGUCCACCACACCGCCCCCAAUGCUCACGCUGUACCUGCUGUCCCCCUCGCUCAGCAUCUCGCCCGCCACACGGACGUCACGCAGACCCAUCCGCGAGAAGACCGCCUUGUCGCGCCAGAAGGACACGUAGGCGCCGUCGAUCACCACCUCCACCUUGGUGGUCACCUUUGCCGCCUCUGCAGCCGAUUUCUCGCUCUCCAGCGGUGGCAGGGGGGCCUCCAGGCUGAGCCCCUCUGCAAUCCGCCUCUCGGUGUCGGGCGAGAUGUCGUCUGUCUUGGUCCACUCGGUGCGAAGGGUCAGGUCUGGUGUGGGGGUCUCGCCGCCCAUUCCACCGGGUUGCUGCUGCUGUUGUUGUGAUGUGCGUGGGGUGUACUCCCGACUAAAAUGGGGCAGCACGUCUCUCUGGAUGAGGUUUGAGGCCUUGCGUGAGAUCUGCAGCGCGCCGGAGGCCUCGAAGUUGGACUUGGUGGUCUCGAAGUCCUCGAUGAUGUGCGUCUUGAGGCUGUCGAUGACGUGCACGACGUUGCUGAUGGACUGGCUGUGCCACUGCACCUCGAUGGGCGCCAGCUUCACAAACACGCUCGACACGGGCUUGCUCUGGAACCGGCACAGCAAAGACGCGCCGAGGUCCUCCGCCGCAUCCACAAAGUCCGCCUCCUCCGCAUCCUCCUCUGUGCCCUCCUCUCCUUCCCCCUCUCCCUCUGGCUCCUCUUGCUCUCGCGUGACGAGCAUCCGAUUGUCGAGAAACGGGUCCCGCACCUCGGCCUUCUCCAGAGCCACCUCAGCGGAGAAGAACUCCGUCUUGGUGUUGUACUGGCCCUUGAACGACGCACCGUUGGCCUCCACACGCAGCACCUCCUUCCUCUCCUCCUGGAAGAGGGCGAAGCCCACAUGGCGGACGAGAAACGAGGCGGUGAUCUGCCGCUCGGGGUGGGCCUCCGGGGUCCCACUAGGGCCCUCCGUGGGUGGAGGGCCCUCACUAUCACCACCACUACCACCACCAACGCCGCCGGCAUCGCUUUUCUCGCUCUCUGAAGCGGCAGACAGAGGGCGACAGAUGAUUGUUUGUUGGAAAGAAGGGGCUUCUGUUGCGUACCUUUCAUGGCUUGUGCCUUGAGUGCGCUGAGCAGGUGCACCGACGUGACGGACGAUGCCCGUUUCUCACGAGACGCCUGCCGCCCCAGAGGCAGCAGCCCCAGCCCAUCAGAGGCGUCAGCGACGGCACUCUCAGGAGCUGCCGGAAGCGCCUUAGGCUUGUCGAGCCCCCCUGCUCCCUCCUCUUUGGCUUUGGCCUGAGCCUCCUGUUCCUGCUGCCGCUGCCAUAUGACGAGUGCUGACGAGAAGGAGGUGGGGACGGCGAGGAGGAUGCAGACGGCCUCGGCCCCGACCUCAAAGAAGAUGUCGUCGAGAACCAAUGACAGAUCCACAUCCUGCAGGCAGGCAGGCAGGCAAGCAUGGUGCAUGGUGUCCUUCCCUUCCUGGGGGCGGCCUGCACGUCACCUCUCACUGACCUCGAGUUUCUUGAGGUCGAGCCUGACGUGCACAGGGACGGGCCUGAGGAUGGUGUACUCCUCGACCUUGCCGGUCUUGGCGUCCCGCCUGACGCACUUGAUCUGGGUGUCGAACAGCUCCAUCGUCACCGACACGUCCUCGUACGCACACGGGCCGUUGGUCUUGAGCUGGAAGGUACCCAGAUGGCCCUCAACCACACCAUAGCCACCCGUGUCGACUUGCAGCACAGGACCUGAUAUCAGACCACAUACACACACGCACACUCACCAUGCACAGCUUCCAUCCACCAUGAUUUUUCUCAAUCCUCUCACCGACCUGCCACUGAGAUGUCGAGUGCGAUCCUGUCCGGCACUGUGGCUGUGGUUGCGGCCUGCCUGAACCGGUCGUAUCCCUGCUCGACAAAGUCCUCCAUCAGGUCGUUCCGGAUCUGCUGCACUAUGUCGGCCUCCUCCGCCUCAGUCAGGCCACCAGCGAUGGGCGAGGGGGGCUCACUGGGCGGGAGUUGGGGGCCAGGGGGUGGACCUGCUGGCUCUUGCUCCUCGGCUGGUGCGGGCGAGGGAGGUGCUUCGCUGCGGGGGAGGGAGGGGGCGGCCGUCGAGUCAUCACGCACCUGAAUGCAUUGGCAACACAACGCAGAAGACGGAGUGUACAGUGGGUGAGUGAAUGCACCUCGUCCGUCCACUGACCGUUUCGAUUGGCGGCGGUAGCGGCUUUUCCUCUGCUACUGGUGGUGGUGGUGGUGGCGCUGGUGGUGGUGCCUCAGCUUCGGCGAGUUCCUUGACGGCCUUGGCUGCUCGCUGCGGUACGGCGAAGAAGCUGAGCAGAUCGACCAGCACUGUGGGCUCGAUCUUGAACUGAGCCGGCUGACAUCUGAGUUGGGCGCUGAGUAGGUUGCCGUCAGGUUGUAUCGAGUGGGAGAUGCGCAUGUCGGUGGCGACGCGCUCAGCCGACGACCCGGCGCCGUCUUUGAUCUCCUCCUCCUCGUGAAAAAACACCACGGGAGCCUUCCGGUGCCUGCAUCCACCACACACACACCAGCCGCAAGGCAAUCGUCGUCCAGGCAUAUGACACGCGAUGCCAUGUGUUUGUGUGUGUGCACGUGUGCGCGCGUACUUGAUAGAGAAGUCGGUCAUGGUGGUGGCGAACCUCCACUCGGUGUUGUCCCUGUCGUUGCGGUCCACCUUGGACUGCAGAUCCACCGACGCCGAAAAACCACGAACCUCCAAACCCAACAACCGGCUCUGACAGACCGAAACACAACACACAACACACAAUGCGUCCAUCCAUCCAUCCAUCCAUCCAUCCACGAGUGAUACCUCAUCAGCCGCGGCAUUAGCAGCGUCCUGUGCAGUGCCCUCCUCGGCCACGGGCGGCAGGGGUGCCGGGGGAGCCCCGCCCUUGAUCGACAUCCUCCCGCCCCUCAUGUGCUGCGUCUGGUUGGCUCGGGCGUCAUCGUGCAGCUCGAUGGAGAAGUUGGAGAGCAGGAAGGCCAGGCUGUACUUGGUGGGGAUCUCCACCUCCUCGAAGUUGUUCACAUCCUCCACUGCGUCGGUGAUUUCUUUGAUUUCGUCCGCCGUGAGGACGGGCUCCGACGUCGGCGAGGCACUCGACGCAUUGGACGCUUCGGCCUGAGACAGCAAGGAAGGAAUGGCAAUCAGACACGCGUGUGUGUGUGGUUGCAUCGAGAGCCAUGCGCGUGUGGGUGCUGUGGUUGUGUCAGGUGAGGUCAGCGUACCCCUCUCGCCCACUGCCACCAUGUCCGGUUCGCCUUCUGUUCGGCCACUGCGGCCUUCUCCUUCUGCUUGGUGCCCUCCAGGAUCCGCUCGGCCUUCUCGCGACACUGAGCACGCCACUUGGCCAACUGCACACAUCCAUCCAGACAGUGGUGGUGGUGUGUGUGUCAGUGUGUCAGUGUGUUGUCCUUUCAUACGUGUCUGACGCCGACGACGUUGUGCAGGGUCUGCAGGCGCCUCUUCUCCCCUUCGCUCAAGGCCACCGAGCCAGCCAGACCUGCAACAACACAACACAACACAAUACAGCACACCAGCCAGCAAUCACACAGCAGGUCUCCCGGGCGACCGUGUCAUGACUGCUUGCUGCUUACUGAGCUCGUAGUUGAUGUGUUUCGUGUAGAGGCUGACGAACUCGUCCCGCGUCUCGGUGCGGAUGCCGUCGGGGUCCAACCGGACAGUAGGGGCAUCGCGGAGAAGCAAACGCCGCUCCCUGACCGAUGGCGACGCAGAGAGAAAGGAUACAUCAUCAGUGUGUGUGUGUAACCCUCCAUCGAUCUCACUUGCUCUUCUGAAUGGAUGCGUCCUGUGCUACGUCCAGGAUGGUGAUGAACUGGUCCCGCGAUAUCGCUAUGCCCUGCGCCUCCUUGCCGAUCUCCAACCUACAAGACAACACACAUCGACACCCACGUUCACACACCAGGCAUCUCCUCCCUCCCUCCCUCCCCUCUCUCACCUGGCCUGCAGCUCCUUGUCCUUGGGGUCGUGGUGCACCCUCAGCCGCAGAUGCAGCGGCUUCAGCAGAUAGUGGUAGCUACACGCCCCUCCCUCGCUCUCAAGUGAAGGCGACGCGCCGGCGUCCAGCUGCGGGGAGGCCUGGGCGGCCGAGGAGGGCGCGUAUGUCUGAACGUAGACGCCGAGCCCCUCGAUGCCGGCCUCUUUGUAGAGGGCCGUCACGGACUCGGCCUUGGCGGGCUCCUCCUCGGCCGACUCGAUGGCCUUAUUCCAGAAACGAUCGGUGCUGCACCACAGAGGACACACAGAUCCCUUCAUGUGUUGUUUGGGGUGGUGGUUGAGAUGUAUGUCCCUACUUACCUGUGAAGGGAGAGUGUCUGCUGCAUGAGGCCGAUGGUAAACCCCCGUUGCUUGUCGGCGAAGGCCACGUGCACGUCAGUGACGUCGAUCUGGAUGUUGUUGACAAUCUUGUUGAGCAGCCGCAGACCCCACCCGGGCGAGGCGUCCGCUCCGCCAUUCUCGCCCCCCUGCUGCUUCUGCGCCUCCAACACAUUGACGUACUGCUGCUCACGCAACUCAACCUGCCAACCAACCAGACACACAAACAGAUCGAGCAGCAUUGGUGUGCAGUGCAUCCACACGAUGGCCGGCCGAUCCGUUCAUUAAGCCAUUCAUGUCCUGCACACCCACCUGGCUGAGUUUGGCGGCCUGCAGUUUGUUGAGAAUGUCCUGCUCGGCCUUCUGCUCGAACUGCCGCUGGCUGACGAAGAGGUGCACGGUGCGAAUGGAAAUGACGACGGGUUUGGUGUAGAGGGCCCGCCAGGGGAUCUUGAUCUCGAUUGAGUCAAUCUGUCCGUGUUCGACCUCUAGCGGCAGGUCGAGGAUGUCUGUGAUCUCGGGCUUGACCUUGAGGCUCGACAGGCUGAUGUUGCCGCUCCACACGCCCAGCUUCAGGUGGUCGCUCGUGAUGCCCUCCACAUACGGAGCCAGAAACUUGUUGAGCACCUUCAAAGAUCAACCCAUGCCAUGCAUCAUUCAAAUGUUUGUAUGGUGCUUGAUUGCAUUCACAAGGCUAGGCUGCCUCACCUUCUCCAAGAUGCUCUCAAACAUUGUCGAGAUCUGCUGCUGCUACGUACCGAAGGCGGAUG
Messenger RNA from Vitrella brassicaformis, 15896 nucleotides. The record is from the annotation of a GenBank genome assembly. Lineage: Eukaryota; Vitrellaceae.